AUGCAGGUGGCCUGGGGCAGGCAGGGCAGGUGGCAUGUCGGACCUCUCCUCGAGGACUUGCCAACGCCUCCAGGUGGGCUUGGAGACCCCACUGCUGAAGGGCAUCUGCUCUAUCUGCUCUUGAAGAAGAUGCACUUGUUCCGGAGCUACCGCUACCAGAUCCAGCUGGAGGGCGAGGCAGGCAGCCUGCCCAGGAUACAGGGCAUCCGAUGGACGCCGCUCCCUGACAGCGAAUCAGCCCCAGACUGUGGGCAGAGCCUUACGCAGGCACAUGCAGAGAAGGUUUGGAGAGCAGGGAGACUCCUGUACAGCCACCUCGUGAGCUCCUGUCCUGGCCUCAUCCGCGAUCACAAGUACCACCUCAGGCACCACAGGCAUUGUUGCUCCGGGAAGGAGCUGGUAGACUGGCUGCUCAGUGCAGGGCUGUCCAUCCAAACGCGGGGCCAGGCCAUUGGGGUUUGCCAAGUGCUGGUGGAUGGAGGAGUCCUGACUCAUGUGAAGCAGGAGUGGCAUUUCCAGGACAAGGAUGCCCAGUUUUACCGCUUUGCCGAGGGGGAGCUGACUCUGGAGCCUGGCACCUGGGACACUGAGGAGCUACUGGAGGCAUUGGCCUUUCUGGCCCAGCUGGGCCCUGAUGCGCUGCUCACCAUGGCCCUGCGCAAGCCCCCUGCCCAGCGCAUGGAGGAUGAGCUGGAGCUCAUUUUUGAGGAGCUGCUGCACAUCAAAGCUGUGGCUCAUCUUUCCCACUCCGUGAAGCGGGAGCUGGCCUCUGUGCUACUGUUUGAGUCACACACCAAAGCGGGCACCGUGUUGUUCAGCCAAGGAGACAAAGGCACCUCGUGGUACAUCAUCUGGAAGGGCUCAGUGAACGUGGUCACCCAUGGCAAGGGCCUGGUGACCACCCUGCACGAGGGUGAUGACUUUGGACAGCUGGCGCUGGUGAACGAUGCCCCCCGAGCCGCCACCAUCAUCCUGCGGGAGGACAACUGCCAUUUCCUCCGCGUGGACAAGCGAGACUUCAACCGCAUCCUCAAGGAUGUUGAGGCCAAUACCAUGCGCCUGAAGGAGCACGGGAAGGUGGUGCUAGUGCUGGAGAAGAACCUGCAGGGGAGCGGCUCCAGCAACCAGUCACCAUCUGCGGGGAGCAGUAGGUACUCGGUGAUGGCUGGGACCCCUGACAAGAUCCUGGAGCAUUUGUUGGAAGCCAUGAGGCUGGACGCGACGUUCUCAGACCCCCUGGAUACCUUGGUUGGGGAUUUCCUGCUGACCUACAAUGUGUUCAUGCCGACCACCCAGCUCUGCAGAGCCCUGCUGCACCAUUUCCACGCGGAGCCGUCCGAGGGCUCGGAGCAGGAGAAGGCUGUCUACUCCCUCAGCAAGCGGCAGAAGAUCCUGAGGCUGGUCAGCCAGUGGGUGCUGCUCUAUGGGCCCCUGCUGCAGGCCGACCACUGUGCCAUAACCCUGCUGCAGAACCUCUCGGACUUCGUGAGCCGGGAUCCUCGCCUGUGCAACCUGCUCCGGGACCAGACACAGGAUCGUCGAAGGAACAGAACACUGGAGAACGGUGGCGGAAGCGCAUCUCCACAGCCCAAGGUUCGGAGCACAGUGAACUGGAUCGCCAGCCUGGAGGAUGCCACGCUGAGUAACAGCUGUGCCAUUGGAGCCCAGGACAAAGUGCCCUAUGACGUCUACAGAGCUGACCACUCCUGCCUCACCGUGGUGCUGCCAGUGAACGCCUCCGUGCGCGAUGUGCUCCAGUCCCUCACCCGCCAAGAGGGCGGGCACGGCGAGCGCAUGCUGGUCAAGGUCAACUCAGCAGGGGAUAAAGCGGGGCUGCAGAUGGACACCAUCGGUGUGUACACAUCCCUGGGCCUGAACGAGAGACUCUUUGUUGUGAAUGUCCAGGAGCUGCACACCCUGACCCCUCAUCCCGAGCAGCUGGGGCCCACCGUUGGCUCCUCAGAGACCCUGGACCUCAUCAGCUCCAAGGACUUGGCCAGUCAGCUGACGGAUUACGACUGGAACCUCUUCAGCAGCGUCCACCAGGUGGAGCUGAUCUAUUACAUCUUUGGGCAGCAGACGUUUCCCAGCGCGACCACGGCGAACCUGGAGCGCGUCAUGCGGCGCUUCAACGAGCUGCAGUACUGGAUCGCCACCGAGCUCUGCCUCUGUGCGGAGCCGGGCAAGCGGGCCCAGCUGCUCAGGAAGUUCAUUAAGCUGGCUGCACACCUCAAGGAGCAGAAGAACCUGAAUUCCUUCUUCGCGGUGAUGUUUGGUCUGAGCAACACGGCUGUGAGUCGCCUCGCCAAGACCUGGGAGAGGCUGCCGCACAAAACCAGGAAGCUGCACUCAGCGCUGGAGCGUAUGCUGGACCCGUCCUGGAAUCACAGAGUCUACAGAUUGGCCGUCGCCAAACUGACCCCGCCCAUCGUCCCCUUCGUGCCCCUCCUUCUCAAAGACAUGACCUUCAUCCACGAGGGCAACCGCACGCUGGCAGAGAACCUCAUCAACUUUGAGAAGAUGCGAAUGAUGGCCAAGGCCGUACGUAUCAUCCACCACUGCCAGAGCCACACGUACGCUCCCAUGUCCCCACUGCGGAGUCGUGCCCCCCAGCUGCUGGAGGACCCCCAGGCCCUGCGGAUCUCCACCUGCUCUGAGCAGUCCCUGGGCGGGCGGAGUCCUGCCUGCACCCGGGCCUACCUCCAGCACCUGAAAGUGAUCGACAACCAGAAGGAGCUGUCACGGCUUUCCCGGGACCUCGAGUCCUGA
Messenger RNA from Emys orbicularis (European pond turtle), 2769 nucleotides. It is a transcript of the gene RAPGEF3, whose product is annotated as Rap guanine nucleotide exchange factor 3. Gene Ontology annotation, molecular function: guanyl-nucleotide exchange factor activity. The record is from RefSeq and is a predicted model, not a curated record. Gene Ontology annotation, biological process: positive regulation of GTPase activity; Ras protein signal transduction. Lineage: Eukaryota; Metazoa; Chordata; Testudines; Emydidae. Gene Ontology annotation, cellular component: plasma membrane. The coding region runs from base 1 to 2769 and encodes 922 amino acids. The transcript has 28 exons.